CUUAACUCGGUUAACUCAAUUGAUUUUGGAAACAAUAAUUCUCCAACCUUUCUACGCCACUUUCGUCUUGUUCGCAUAUUAGCAGCUUUCUACCAAGAUGAAGUACAAAUCGCCCCAGGUAGAGAGCGAAACCGACGCAGCUGAUGCCCCCAAGCGCAAGCUCGAUCAGAGAGACCCUGACAUUGGCACCGGUGAAGGAAGCCUCGAGGUAGAAAAGGAGCAGCCGCCUACCAAAGCGUCCAAGUCAGGUGCAAACACUGUUGAAGAAGAUGACGAGGUUCAGGAGGAUUCGGGGUAUAAGGACGAAGAAUUUGAGGAAGAGGACGAGGAAGAUAAUGAGGAAUUCGAUGAAGAGGAAGAAUAUGAUGAGGCAGAUGACGAGAACGUCGACUUUGUGAAAGAGCAAGGUGGUGAAGAAGAAGAGGACCAGGAUGCAGAAGGCGAGGAAGACGAUGAAGGAGAAGCAAAAGAAAGGGUCUCAAGCAAGCCCAAACUGCAAAAGGUCGUCAAGGAAUUUGGUCGCCCACCCUUGUAUGGGACCGAAAUCGCAGAGGGACGCCUGGAGAGCUCCCCGGAUACACUACUUGCUAUGGUUAUGGACGCGAUGCUGAAAUCGCGUCCUAUCUCGCACGACCUGACACAGCGCGCAGUCAAUAAGCUUAUCGAGGUCGGGUAUCAUGAUAUACGGAAAUUAGGGGAGAGCAGCUGGGAGGAGAGAACAAUGGUCCUCAAGGACGGGGGAUACAAUCGCUAUCGAGAGCAAGGUGCAACGAAUCUAGGCGAUUUGGCAGAGUUCGUCAAUGAGAAGUACGAUGGAGAUCUUAACAACCUCCUGAAGAAAGCUCAUAAUGACCGAGACGAAACGAGAAAGUUGAUAAAGGAGAUCAAAGGACUAGGCGACCUGGGCGUAGAUCUCUUUUUCAACAAUGCCCAGGCUGUGUGGCCUUCCAUUGCACCUUUUAUUGAUGGGCGCAGUUUGGAAACUGCUGAUAAUGUCGGCCUUGGUACGGACCUGGACGCUAUCUACGCCGACCUAGGACGCGACUCGAUGAGUAUGAGCCGACUAGCCAAUGGAUUAUCGGCUGUCAGACUGGAGAAGAGGCAAGGAGAUCUCAUGGCGAUUUGAACGGCUAGUGCAGGGCCGUUUUGCUCUGGUACAUAAUUGGGAGUCCGUCAGGCAUCUGUUUAAAGCAAAGUAUGCCCGUCAACAGCUGUCAUACCUGGACAGAUCGUAGCUGCCUGUCAGAUAUGACGUAUGAGUUGCCCUCGUGAUCAAUGAAGUCUACACAUGUCUUUCAGAGACAGUGGACAGACCAAAAAAAAUAGUAUGAGAUUCGUCGAGUGCAUCUAGCUCCUUCCCCUGGCCUCAAUGCCGCAUAGUAGCUCCUUUGUAGAAUCA
Messenger RNA from Aspergillus welwitschiae, 1399 nucleotides. RefSeq lists its product as uncharacterized. Gene Ontology annotation, biological process: DNA repair. The record is from RefSeq and is a predicted model, not a curated record. The transcript is spliced from 2 exons. Gene Ontology annotation, molecular function: catalytic activity. Bases 98 to 1126 code for a protein of 342 amino acids. NCBI's taxonomy places the organism in Eukaryota, Fungi, Ascomycota, Eurotiomycetes, Eurotiales, Aspergillaceae.